AUGUCCCAACCUCUAUGGUCCCAACCUUCAAUCCGAACAAAGCCGAGCCGGGAGAAGAAAUCUAUGUCAAUAUUCCGAAACGGAGGGCCGAUUCCGUCCUUGUGCCGGACAGCAGGAACCUUCAAAAACAAAAACACGAAAUCCUGGUUCCGGAACAAUCUCGAAAAGUUACUCCAGAAAAGACUGGAAAUCCGCCUGUCUGGAGAAAAGAUUUGUGACAACAGCUGGGAAAACAUCCUGGAAGUCUAUAGAGAUCUAUGGCUACACAAGAAGCAGAGAGACGACAUGGUGGAAGAUGGAAUUGCCAGCGAUGCCAUGAGAAAGAAGGUCUCCAAAGACGAUGUUACAAACGAUGACGCAGACGCAACUGCAUUAUUCGGAAUAUUUGGAACUAAGCAAAGGAUCAAGAUCGGAAAAAUCCUAAAGGACCACGGUCUGUAUGCUCCGUACAACAUGGCAAACAACCUGCAGUAUGUUGUGACUUUGCCUAAGGCGGAGGAGAUCAUGAAUGCGCAGGCUAACGAGAAAGUGGAAGGAUACAGUUUGGAGAACAUAGAACUGGAGUAUAAUAAUAAUAAUAAUAAUAACUUUAUUUAA
Paramuricea clavata is the source of this 597-nucleotide messenger RNA. Lineage: Eukaryota; Metazoa; Cnidaria; Anthozoa; Malacalcyonacea; Plexauridae. The record is from the annotation of a GenBank genome assembly.